Cotesia congregata is the source of this 1329-nucleotide messenger RNA. The record is from the annotation of a GenBank genome assembly. NCBI's taxonomy places the organism in Eukaryota, Metazoa, Arthropoda, Insecta, Hymenoptera, Braconidae.
AUGAAUGUUGUGACAGCUAUUAAACAUUACAUUACUCGAAUGACUGAAGAAAGUGGACCGGGUAUGAAAGUUCUUUUAAUGGAUAAACAAACGAUAAGUAUUGUCAGUUUGGUGUACAGUCAUUCGGAAAUCUUGAUGAAAGAAGUGUAUCUUUUUGAUAAAAUAGACGCACAAGUACGUGGUGAAGAGCUUAGACAUUUAAAAUGUAUUGUUUUUAUCAGACCAACCAAAGAGAAUGUUGCUUUACUUUGCAAUGAAUUAAGAAAUCCAAAGUAUGGAAUUUAUUAUAUUUUUUUACUUUCUCUAAAAAAAUGUCCUUACAUUCGUUACCAAAGUAGUUCAGAUAUGGCCAAAAGACUGUCUGAAAAAAUACGUGAAGUACUAAUAAAAGAAUCUAAUUCAUUUAAAUUUAGACAGGAGUCAGAUCCGCUUUUAUUGAUACUCGACAGACGAGAUGAUCCAGUUACUCCAUUGUUAAAUCAAUGGACUUAUCAAGCUAUGGUUCAUGAACUUUUAGAUUUUCAAAGAAAAGCUAAAAAACAUCAAAAAGUUGAAAGUAUUGCAGAUAUGAAAAAUUUUGUUGAAGCUUAUCCAUUGUUUAAAAAAAUGUCUGGUACUGUUUCUAAGCAUGUAACAGUUGUUGGUGAGCUCUCUAAUUUAGUUGGUAAUCAUAAUUUAUUAGAAGUUUCGGAGACUGAACAAGAAUUAUCCUGUCAAAAUGAACAUUCCAAUCAACUACAAAAAAUAAAGAAAUUAUUAAACAAUCCAAAAGUACGUGAUAUUGAUGCGACGAGAUUAGUGAUGCUGUAUGCAUUGCAUUAUGAAAAGCACACAAAUAAUGAAAUAGGAACAUUAGUUGAAAUGUUAAAAAAACGAGAAGUUCCUGAAAAAUAUACAAAACUUGUCUACAGUAUUUUAGAGUACAGUGGAAUAAAUCAAAGGCAGAGUAAUUUAUUUGACCGUGAAGCUGUUGCGAAGAUAACUAAAAAAUUAUUCAAGGGUCUGAGCGGUGUUGAGAAUAUAUACACACAACACAAUCCGCUGCUCAGUGAAACUCUGGAAGAUCUCAUAAAAGGAAAAUUAAAUACUCAAACUUUUCCUUAUUUAGGACAAAUGACCAUGACUAAAAGGAUUCAAGAUGUAAUUGUAUUUAUAAUUGGUGGCGCGACUUAUGAAGAAAGUUUGGCAGUACAUAAUUUAAAUAAACAAAAUCCGAGUGUAAAAAUAAUACUAGGAGGCACAACGGUUCAUAAUUUUGAAAGUUUUUGCAAUGAAAUAAUAUCAGCGACUACUGGAAUUGUACCGAGAUAUAGAUCUCGAAAUAAUUAA